This is a messenger RNA of Rhizophagus irregularis DAOM 181602=DAOM 197198, 1026 nucleotides long. RefSeq lists its product as uncharacterized. Lineage: Eukaryota; Fungi; Glomeromycota; Glomeromycetes; Glomerales; Glomeraceae. The record is from RefSeq and is a predicted model, not a curated record. Gene Ontology annotation, cellular component: RNA polymerase III complex. Gene Ontology annotation, biological process: transcription by RNA polymerase III.
AACACCCUUGCACCGAUUUUUUUACGAUCGACAAUCCUUUUUUUUUUGGCAAAUCAAAUUUGGAUUUUAGGUUUCGGUUUUAGUAUUCAAAAUUUGCUGAAGAGAAACUUCAAUUUUUACUAAGCCUUAACUAUAGGCAGUUCUAUAUUAGUAUAUUCCUAGCCGAUAAUGAGUAGAGGUAGAGGAGGUGGACGUCGGGGCUUUGGUGGAAGAAAUGGAUCGGGAUUUGGUCGCCCGAAUUUCUCAAGUGAAUUACAAGCUAUAUUACAUCAAACUCUUUCAAAGGAUCGAAUUUCAAGAACCAAUACCACCUUCUGAAGAUGAACACAAAAUGCUUAACGCAUUGUUUGGAUAUAAGGCAUCCCUUAAAGAUUCAGCUUUCUUUAUAACACCAGCACCUCCCUCACCUGAUAUUCAACGAUAUUCUGAUCAAUUUAAAAAAAAGAAAGCUCAACAUUCAUUGCGAGAUGUUAAGACAGACUUAGCAUUUUUUCCACAUGAGUUACAUAUAGUUAAAGAUGACUCAAUUAUAGUAACAGUUUCCACUGAUGCAAACCAGAAGAAAGUUCAAUUUGAUUUGGAUUUGACAUUUGGACAAUUGUUAGAACAAGAAAGUAAAGAAAAAGCUAAAAAUGUGGAGCAUGGAAAUGAAAAUGAAUUUGAAAAAUACCCAGAUAUGGAGCAGAUUCAAGAAGAUGAAGAAUAUGGUGAUGCUACAGAUUAUGUUGAAAGUUAUUUUGAUAAUGGAGAAACAGAUGAUGCAUUUGAUGAUGAUGGAGGAAAGAUAAUUUUUCUAGUUAUACUAGUUAUAUUUAUUUAGUAUAUAUUAUUAAUAUAUAUAUUUUUUUAUUUUUUAUAGGAGGUGGAGGAGAAGCAUAUUUUGACUAAACAUUGGAAAUCUUUAUUAAAAAUCAUAAUAGAAUUACUGAAAAAUAAUCAAAAAAAAGGAAAGAAAUAUUUAAAUAUUAGUUAAAUUAUAAAUUUUGUAUUAUAUAAAAAAAUAAAAAAAUUAUUUUUAUUAUUAUU